Messenger RNA from Anas platyrhynchos (mallard), 2059 nucleotides. RefSeq names its product dual specificity protein phosphatase 13B. The record is from RefSeq and is a predicted model, not a curated record. Gene Ontology annotation, molecular function: MAP kinase phosphatase activity; protein tyrosine/serine/threonine phosphatase activity. NCBI's taxonomy places the organism in Eukaryota, Metazoa, Chordata, Aves, Anseriformes, Anatidae. Gene Ontology annotation, cellular component: cytoplasm. Gene Ontology annotation, biological process: protein dephosphorylation; negative regulation of MAPK cascade.
UUGCUUUGGCUGGAGCUCCUCUGCCCUCGGGGCACGGGCUGCCCCAGGAAGCUUUCAGCCCGAGCACGUCACAAGCCGCAGCCGCUUUGCUCCACUCCUGGCCUUACAUAAGAUGAGGGCGAAGUUUCUACUAUUAGAAACAGUUAUCUGCAUGGCGGGCUGCUGCUCUCCCGGCUACAGCACAGUUAUGACUGCUGGCGGUGGGACUUAAAACUACAGCUAUUUUAAUUCAGGGAGAAGCAAGAAUCAGGUCAAGAUGUGUCGAGAGAAACAGUAGGAUGUGGUUUUCCUUUUUUUUUUUUAAAAAUCUAUAUCCUAGCAUUUGUGCCCUGGACAGGAGUGCCCCAGAAGAGAGCCAAAGGGGAGAGCAUCACUCUAGGCUUGACAGGUAUCUACAGCUGAGUCGGAAAUUAUGGUAGGAGCCUGUGGAGGGCAGCGCUGUCUUGCUGGGGAUGGCGUACUGAAUAGCUCAGAGAUGCCAGCUGCUAAGAAAAGCUGUCUCUGAGACAAACCGAGUGUGUGCAAGAGAGGAGCAAGAUGCCUCACACCAGAGAUGACUCUUCCCCAACCAGCAGUGCAGGGAGCCCAGAUUCCUACGAAACACCAGCGCUAGCAGACCUCCAGCGGCUGAUUUGGUUCAGAGGAGGGUCGGAUAAUCACGUGGACCAAGUCUGGCCAAACAUUUACCUGGGAGAUGCGUGGGCUGCGAGGUGCAAAACUACUCUUCAAAGCCUCAACAUUACUCACAUCCUUAAUGCAGCAGAUGGACCAUACAGUAUCAACACGGGAGCCAGAUAUUACAAAGAUCUGCAAAUAGAGUACUUCGGAGUAGAAGCAUUUGAUGAUCCUUCCUUUGAUUUAAGUAUCUUCUUCUACGAUGCUGCCAAUUUCAUAGGCAAAGCCUUAAACACUUCAGGAGGUAAAGUGUUUGUGCAUUGUGCCAUGGGGGUAAGCCGCUCUGCAUCCUUAGUGCUUGCCUUUUUGAUGAUCCACAAAAACAUGACACUCGUGGAUGCUCUGAAAACAGUGGGUUCUCACAGAAACAUCUGCCCAAACACAGGGUUCCUCAGCCAGCUCCGAGACUUGGACAUUAAAUUAAAUGAAGAGAGGAAAGGAAACAGAGAAUCUGCUGGCAAAAAGUUAUAAGAAAGUAUUCCUAAAAGAAAGAAAGAAAGAAGACAAAACAUUACUUGAGUUUCCUAAAUCUCUUUCAAAUGUAUUACAAUUGCAAACUAAGGAUGUAAGUUUAAGAUACACUAGAAUGCAUGUUAUUAGUAAAAGUACAUUUUACUUGAUCUUCCCAUUUUGCAACACCAUCCUAGAUUAUACUUACAGUUGAUUGUGUAUUGUAUCCUUCACUCUCCACCUUAAAACAUUGCUCUUCUGGUUUAAGAAAAAAAAAAAAAAAAAAGAUAUCAGGUUCCACUUCAGAAAUAGCUGCAUUUCAGCAACGAGUGAAGCUCAUAUCACUUUAUGAAGUGUUAGGCUAUUUGAGGUGAAAGAUGCCAUAUUAUUUAUGCUACAAUAAUGCUCAGAAGUUUUCUUAUGAAUCAGCCUCCCCCCCACCCCUUUUGCUUUCCAUAUCUAAAAUGGUUUAUAUUUUGAGACUUGAAUCUGGCACUAGUUAAUUCUUGCUUUUACAACUGGUGGAGCCCCUGAGUUGGGGGUAAAGAGGCUGCUUAGAGGCAGAGCAGCUGGGAUACAACACAAGCCACUCUUAAAGAAAUGAUUCCAAGUCUAUUUACAGUGAUUUCCUUUUGACUGUUCAUCAAAUAAUCAUUGUUUUUUUUUUUCUUUCAUGAAAAAAUCUUUGUUCAAGAGGGCACUCAAAUCCUCUUCAUCUUCCCUAGUAAAAUUCAUCCAGGAGGUGCUGUGGAAAAUGCUUCUGAAGAGGAAAGUGGGUUCCAAGCUGAGGCUCCGAACAGCCACAUAGGCAGUGGGAGUGGGUGCAGGAAGGAAUUUGACAACAAAGUUCAAGGGAUCCCAAAUCUGUCUGGCAGUUCAACAUCAUAAAACUCAUGAUUUUCUUUCUCAGAAAUAAAGGCCAUUAGCAUUGCAA